AUGAGGAAGACGAGAAGUAGGAGCGGAAAGCACAAAGAAAGGCGGAGCUUGCUAAGAAGCGUGAAGAGAAAGAUCAAAAAGAGAAGAAGAAAAAGAAAGAAAGAAGAGAAGCAGGCCGAGGCUAAGAGAAAACUGGCUGAGAAGGAGGAGAGGAAGCGAAAGCGACAGGAACAGUUUAAACUGGCCACCCGCCAAGUCUUCCACCGCCUGCCGAUCCGUCUGCCGGACCCACCCCACCUCGAACCUCGGACCCACUGUCCCUCUGCAAUCGGGGCGUACAGUCAUUACGUCUGCCCUGGGAGCCCCAGGACGGUGGAACUUCGCGACCCACAGAGGGAAGUCAGGAUUGUCAACGACUUUUUGGACGACCAGCACUCCGCUCACGUCAGGCCUGCAGCCAUAGAGGUGGCACUCAAGCACAACAUCAUCCUGAUUGACUUCCCUCCUCACAGCUCACACUUCAUCCAGCCGAUGGAUGAAAGGGGUGGUCCCUUCGCAUCAUUGAAGUCAAAGUUCGUGGAUGUUAUUCAAAAUCUAAACGUCGCAAAACCAAAUUUCGUCGUAACAAAAUCAUCAUUUCCGCGUAUUUACCGAGUGGUGAGAGACGAGGGCCUCACCAUGGCUGUCGUGAAACGCGGUUUUAAGAAUACAGGAAUCUUUCCUGCCAACCCCGAUAGAAUCGACCAAAAAUGGCUGCUGAUGAAUAAGCAGCCUGGAGGAGCCGAAGAAAACGGCACAAAAGAUGCCCUGCUGUCGGAAACGAUGGAGCAAGGUCCUACUGUGUCAUCGCAAGAACUUGAAGGCCGUCAGUUGUUGAGUAUUGAAGUCGAGAUGUUGGAAUUGGCGGCCGCGGCAUCGUUCGACCAGCCUUUUAGUUCUCAGUCUACAGCACCUAAAGUGACGUACAAAACGUCGACCAACACUGAGGCGUCUUGUCCGUCCUGUGGUGGCGUGGCCACGUCACCCAUGUUGAAUCCUCUUGUGUCCGCUGGAAUAAUUCCCGGAUACAUGAGCGACCUGCUGACCCCCAUCCGUGAGUCACAGGCGCGUGGAAGAAGGAAGGUUACACCAAAAGCAAUAGUCUUUGAUGAGGAGUACGUCACCACAUUGAAGAAGGAGGCGGAAGACAAGGAGAAAGAGAAGGAGAGACAGAAGGAAAAUAAGAAGAGGGAACGUCAAGAGAACAAGAGAAAGAGAGAUGAGGAGAUGCAGAAGAAGGAUCAGAAGAAGAAGGAUCGUGAUGAGAAGAAGAGAAAGAGAGGAGGAGCAGGAGAAGAAGAAGGAACGAAGCGUGAGGAGAAGAAAGGAGAGAGGAGGAGCGACAAGAGAAAGGCGCACCCGCGGUAA
Messenger RNA from Branchiostoma belcheri (Belcher's lancelet), 1347 nucleotides. RefSeq lists its product as uncharacterized. NCBI's taxonomy places the organism in Eukaryota, Metazoa, Chordata, Leptocardii, Amphioxiformes, Branchiostomatidae. The record is from RefSeq and is a predicted model, not a curated record. The coding region runs from base 1 to 1347 and encodes 448 amino acids. The transcript is spliced from 3 exons.